AUGUCUAGUCGAUGUGCCCAUUGUGAAAAACGAUUUAUUACUGGUGAUAGAAAAUCGAAAUAUAAUAAUCUUGAAUAUCAUCAAGAUUGUUUUCAAUGUUCAACAUGUCAUCAACCAAUCAAACAAUCAUUUUAUAAUUUAGGUAAUAAUAAAUAUCGUUGUUCUGAGUGUCAAAAGAAAUCCCAAGUUACUGUUAACUGUAUUCAAUGUUCACAACCAAUUAAUGAUAGUUCUUAUAUUGAAUACAAAGGUCAACCAGCUCAUGCUGAUUGUUUUGUAUGUUAUUCAUGUUCACAACCAUUUGAUAAUAUGGUUUAUGUUGAACAUAAUAAUCAACCAUAUUGUGUAUCAUGUCAUAUGGAUCAAUUUGCUCAAACAUGUGCUGUUUGUAAACGUCCAUUUCCACCAGGUAUAUCCACACGAAAAUAUGAAGACCAAUACUUUCAUAUAGAAUGUUUUCGGUGUUUUAAAUGUGGAAAAAUUAUAUUAUCAAAAAGUUAUACAAUCAAUAACGACCAACAACGUCUUUGUGAUAUGUGCAGUUAA
Molecule: messenger RNA, 546 nt
Organism: Rotaria sp. Silwood1
Lineage: Eukaryota; Metazoa; Rotifera; Eurotatoria; Philodinida; Philodinidae
Source: the annotation of a GenBank genome assembly